Octopus sinensis (East Asian common octopus) is the source of this 1368-nucleotide messenger RNA. RefSeq names its product zinc finger protein 345-like. Bases 211 to 1290 code for a protein of 359 amino acids. Lineage: Eukaryota; Metazoa; Mollusca; Cephalopoda; Octopoda; Octopodidae. The transcript is spliced from 3 exons. Gene Ontology annotation, biological process: regulation of transcription by RNA polymerase II. Gene Ontology annotation, cellular component: nucleus. Gene Ontology annotation, molecular function: RNA polymerase II cis-regulatory region sequence-specific DNA binding; DNA-binding transcription activator activity, RNA polymerase II-specific. The record is from RefSeq and is a predicted model, not a curated record.
AUCACGUUUAGAACAAAUAUAAGAGAAGUGAUAUUUGUUUGGAAUAAACUAUAAAAGCAAAAAGAAGCAAAAUAUCCAUAUAUUUUGGUGAGAGAAGAAAUAUUAUUGAAAAGUUGUUGAUCUGUACAACUUGAAGGAUCGAUUUUAUUUGUUCUUGAAGAGGUGUCUGAAGAAUUUUGAAAAUCAUCAUAUGACUGUGACACGUACAAAAUGUCAUUUUUAGAAAAACGUAAAUCCAGUAAACACCAAGAAAUUCAUACAAGUCAAGAACCAUAUCACUGUGAUAUCUGUGGUAAAUCAUUCUCUGAUGGCAAUACCCUAAUUAAACACAAACGUAUUCAUACAGGGGAGAAACCAUAUCACUGUGAUAUCUGUGGUAAUUCUUUCUCUGAUGGAAGUAGCUUAAUUAAACACAAACGUAUUCAUACUGGGGAGAAACCAUAUCACUGUGAUAUCUGUGGUAAAUCAUUCUCCGAUGGCACUAACUUAACCCAACACAAACGUAUUCAUACAAGGGAGAAACCAUAUCACUGUGAUAUCUGUGGUACAUCAUUCGAUCAACGCGGUAACUUAACUCGACACAAACGGGUUCAUACAGGAGAGAAACCAUAUCAUUGUGAUAUCUGUGGUAAAUCAUUCUCUGAUGGCACUAACUUAACCCAACACAAACGGGUUCAUACAGGGAAGAAACCAUAUCACUGUGAUAUCUGUGGUAAAUCAUUCUAUCAGGGAAGUAACUUAACUACUCACAGACGGGUUCAUGGAGGGGACAAACCAUAUCACUGUGAUAUCUGUGGUAAAUCAUUCUCUGCUUGCUAUACCUUAACGAAACACAAACAUAUUCAUACUGGAGAGAAACCAUAUCAAUGUGAUGUCUGUGGUAAAUCUUUCUCUGAUGGAAGUAGCUUAACGAAGCACAAGCGUAUUCAUACAGGAGAGAAGCCAUAUUCCUGUGAUAUCUGUGAUAAAUCAUUCUCUGAUGGCAGUACCUUAAUUAAACACAAGCAUAUUCAUACAGGGGACAAUCUAUAUCACUGUGAUAUCUGUGGUAAAUCAUUCUAUGUUCGCAGUAACUUAACUCGACAUACACGUAUUCAUACAGGUGAGGAACCAUAUCACUGUGAUAUCUGUGGUAAAUCAUUCUCUGAGAGCCGUAACUUAACUCAACACACACGUACUCAUACAGGGGAGAAACCAUAUCACUGUGAUAUCUGUGGUAAAUCAUUUCCUGAUGGUUGUAACUUAGCUUCUCACAAGUGUAUUCAUACAGGUGAGGAACCGUAUCACUGAUAUAUGCGGAAAAUCAUUCUCAUAAAAUCAUCACUUAAUUAAACACAAGUGCAUUCGUUAUGCAAAAGAUCCAUAGCA